This is a messenger RNA of Prorocentrum cordatum, 3591 nucleotides long. NCBI's taxonomy places the organism in Eukaryota, Dinophyceae, Prorocentrales, Prorocentraceae. The record is from the annotation of a GenBank genome assembly.
GUGCUGGAGACAGGCACGAGGCCAAUUGGCGAGGAGGCAGAGGGGCAGCAGGAGACGGCAGGACAGCUGGGGCGCAGCGAGGAGCUGGAAACGCUGGGGGUCCUUCUGGGGACUAUCAAUGUCGCCAGCUGGUCUAAGCAUGGCCUGGCGGCUUUCCAGGCAGCCGGCGCGCACGGUGCCGACGUCUUGUUUGUCCAGGAGCACAAACUCACGAGGCAGGGAAUGCGCACGGCGCAGCGGCUGGCUGCAAGGAGGAGCUGGCACCUCGUAGAGGGCACGGUGCUAGACGAGACUCAGGGCAAGAAUGGCCGUGAUUGGCACAAUUACGGCGGCCUCGCGUGCGCCACGAGGGGCACAUGGAGAGCUGAACGGCUGUGGCAGAUGAGGGAGAUAGGAGGAGAGGUUGCGGUCUUUCGUGUGCGCAGUGGCAGGCAGAUGCUGCACGUGGGGGUCGUGCAUCUCCGGCGCAACAGCCCGGUCCAGGCGCGCCGAGGAUUGCUCCUGGGUCUGCGGGAGUGCCUCGCCGGGCUCGGAGGUGCAGCUGUGCUCGGCGGCGACUGGAAUGUGGAGGCCUCGGAGGGCAUCCUCGGCGUUUUGACUGGGGAUGGCCAGUGGCAGCCUGCAGUGCCGCAGUCGUCCACGAUGGCAGGAAGCAGCGAUGCCAGGAAUGACUACUUCCUGGUCCAGGGCGUGGUUGUCGGCGAGGCAGUGGCGCACCGUGACCGGAUUGCGGACCACAGGUUGGUCACGAUGGGGCUCAAGGUGUGGGCCGAGGAGGAGACUGAGGGUUGGGCCUGGCGGCGCGCGGCGAGAUAUGGCGUCAGUACCAGACCACGCGCCAACAUGGACGAUGAAGACGACGGCUGGCUCGCGAGCGCCCGGCCGCCUCGCAGUCAAGGUGAGCACAAGGUCCUUACUGAAGGAACGGGCUACAAGGGAGACCGACACCUGGUGCACUGGCAGCGCCCGGAGAGCCAAGAGGCGGGCUCCGUGCAGGCGCGGCGCGAGAGGCAGCUGAGGGAACUCAUCGCCGUGUCGGAAGCCGUGCAGGAGCGAAGGGGGCCGCGUGUGCGUGACGGAGCGACCCAGGCGCUAUCGCGAAAGAGGGCGUACCUUCGGCGGAAACUUGGGCUGCCGCGGGCCGUUGGACCAGAUGACGCACAGGACCUGCACAGGAAACUGCGGGAAGCAGUGGAGGUCAGCAGGGACGAAAGGAUCAAAGUGUGGCGCGAGAGUAUACGUGAGGACAACAUGCGGAAGCGGACGUACAAAUGGAUCAGGAAUCCGGCGCAGAGCUGUGGAGCCGCCGUGUACGACGCGACCGAGCAGAGACAGUGUUCGGGGCAAGCUGCGGUGGAGAAACUCCGUAGUUUUUAUCACGGCCACUUCAGUAGCGCAGGGUCUGGGAACCAGCCCGAGGAGUACAUGCUGCACUACGCAGAGGAGGUGGAGGAGGCGAAGGAGAAAAUCCAGCAGGCGGUGGCGCAGGAGGAUCGCCAUCGUCAGCACAUCUACGCAAUGCUCGGCCACAGUGAUUUGCGCUGGGGAGCCCCAUCAGCAGGCAGCGUGCGGCGGCUUUUGAGGACGAUGGCAGGCACCGCGGCUGGCCAAGACCAGUGGUUAGCGAGCGAGCUGCUCCUCCUGCCAGACCUUGCUUACGAUGACCUGGUGGAUCUGUGCCUUGGCUUCGAGGCGGGAGGCUGGCCCCCGAGCCUCAAGAGGUGGAGGCAGACCCACAUCCCGAAGGAGAGCGACAGCAUCCCGAAAGUGGACCGCAUGAGGCCCAUCGCCAUCGCCAGCACGGUGGUAAGAAUGUGGCACAAACACCGAGCAGAGCAGAUCGCAGAGUUCCUGGAGCCGGCUUUCGAGGCGGACCAAGCUGGCGGCCUGCGCCAGAGAACGCUCGAGGGGCUCCUGGAGGGCACGCUGACGGAGGUCGAACAAACGAUGGUCGCCAACAGGAUCGCGGGCACCCCUGCGUACGACCUCCUGAGCGAAGACGACAAGCAGAGAGUGGACAGCAAGAAGGGCGCCCUCUACGGCUCCUCCUGGGACUUCGAGAGCGCCUUCGACAGGACGGAUCCAGUGAUUGUAGGACGCAUCUGGAAAGAGUGUGGUGUGCCCCAUGGCAUCGUGGAUGGCAUCGUGGACAUAUGGUGCAACCAGGAGCGGUGGAUUGAGAGUGCCGGCCUGGUCGCUAGUGAGCCCAUCGCGGUUUCACGGUCGUUGCCGCAAGGAGACCCUGCCAGCAUGCUUGGCAUGGCCACCGUGCUCAUGCCGCCGACGCGCCGCAUGAAACGGAGGGUGGCGACGGCCACGUGCUGCGUGUACGCCGACGACCGCACGGCCUGCACGAGGAGCCUGGAGGACAUGCAGGAGGUGGAACGGCAUUGGGGGGAGCUGGAGCAGCUUACGGCGCUGCGGACGCACCCGGGCAAGACCCAGCGGUUCGUCGUCUCCGCGGACGUGCGCGACGCCGGCGAGGACCGCGGCGCCGACAGAGGCGCCGGAAGCAGCUUCAAGGUUCUCGGUGUCGACUUCUCCUUCGACGAAAGGGAGCUAACGCCCAGGGAGAUGGGGAAACUCAAGGCAGGCAUUGAGAGGCUGCAGAGGAUUGCCAAGCUACCGCUGGGCUGGCGGGCAAGGAGGCGCGCGGUGGCGACGGCAGCCAUGCCCCUGAUGGCGUGGGGGCUCGUCACGGCCCUGCCGCAGGAGGCGCAACUGAUGGAGGUGCGACGGGAGGUGAGGAGAGCAGUGUGCGGCAGGAGGUGGCCCUCUGCUUCGGUGGAGCUCCUGCAUCUCCUAGCGGUGGGCCACUACGGCGACCUGCGGUACCACCUGGCGGACAGAUGUUGGGCCUUCCACCAGGCCAGGAGGAGGAGGCAGGGCACGGAGGAGGAGCUGGCAUGGCAGAGGCUGGUGGAGGUGACGGACAGUUGCGGCCCGACGCGCUGCCUGCAGCGACACCUAGAGGCAAUGGGGUUCCACAGGGACACCCACACGGGCGAUUGGAAGCAUGGCGACAGGCACUUGCGCAUCGACGACCGCAGGGGCAGAGCGGCGCACGUGCUCCGCGAGGCCUGGCGGCAGGAGCGCUGGGACGCCUUCAAGGCCCAAGGGGCGACGAGACGUGACAGCAGAUUAGCUGUGGAGGAAGGCGUCGCCUUCGAUGAAAGAGCCUUCCACGUCGCGACGGAAGUGCUGCAGUCAGGCGCGCUUGGCAGCCAUGCGCUGGCCGUGCUCACCGGGGCCAUGUGGAGCGAUGCCAGGCUGGAUGUGGCGAUGGGCAGAGAGCCGCGCCCGUGCAGCGAUUGCCCGAGCGGCGAGGUGCCAGACGUGGUCCACCAUUGGUGGCGCUGCGACAGGUGGGCCGGCAGGAGGAGAGGUAUUGCCACGCCGCGGAGCGCGCUGGCCAGACGGAUGGGAUGGCCGGAGGAGGCGCUCCAGGGCGCAGACGCCCGCCGGGCAUGGCGGAAGCAGCUCGAGUACAUGGCUGGCGUGCGCCAGAGCCUCGUCGAGGACCGCUACCGCGGAGGCAGGCCCAGCCUUGGCGGAACGUGGCAGAUGAUGAGGAUGGAGGAAAAUGCCUGA